Messenger RNA from Brassica napus (rape), 1019 nucleotides. RefSeq lists its product as uncharacterized. The coding region runs from base 368 to 784 and encodes 138 amino acids. The transcript is spliced from 3 exons. Lineage: Eukaryota; Viridiplantae; Streptophyta; Magnoliopsida; Brassicales; Brassicaceae. The record is from RefSeq and is a predicted model, not a curated record.
UAUUUAAAAUACAAUUUUACAAAUUCAUAAAAUUUAUAAAAUUAAAAUAUGAAAUAAAUGAAAAUUGCGUAUGCGGCAACCAAACGAACAGAACUAAAUCUACUUUCUGCGUCUGCGGCUGCGGCAAUGUCCUGUGUCUUUGAAACGAACAACAAGUUGCAUCUGCGGCUGCGGCUGAGUCUGCGGCUGCAAAAUGAACAACAACCAAAGGAACAGACGCAGCCGCAGCCGCAGCCGCAGACUUAGGAACAUGCGUCAAUGAAACGAACAGCACUAGUAUUGCGACUCUUAUCCCAUUUUUUUUUUUUUGGGUUAGCGCUGCUACAACGGUGUUACCUUGAGGCUUGAUGCUAGUACCUAUGAUGCCAUGUUUCCUGAAGCAGUACCAAUUCAGAUCUCGGCAAGGCUUGAGCUUCCUUCUGGCUUCACUCCUCUGAGACAGACCUCUUUUACCAGGACGUGUUAUCCCGUGGGAGGUGACGAAGGUGACGGAGGUGAGGGAGGGUGGCUUGUGCUUGAUCUCCCCCUCCCUUCAAGAUUCGGCCAAGAAGAGCUUCCUUACGUGAGAAGCUUUCUUGCGUUUCCUGCUAGGUCCCAUGGGUUCUCGCGAGUCAUCUCGCUCGAGAUUGGGCUGAUCUACAAAAAAGAUUCCCAAACCCAGUCCGAUCCCAAUUACGAUGGUACAAACUUUUGGUCAUCGCUUUGGUUUUGGACACUUUCUCGUGAGUGUCAACGUCGUAGCCUUCAUUUCUCAGCAGGGACUGACAAAGCGGUGGUGGAGUAAAGCGGUGGUGGAGUAGUAGAAGAAGACAACUAAAGACCUAUACUACUCCAUAUUUUAUGUUUAUCCCCAGGCUCUCUCUCUAUCUACUAUUUAGAACUGCUACAUAAGUUUCUUGCACUUCACACUCUCUUUUUCUAUUAUUAUAUAAAAAAAUCUUCAUCAAGUGAUGAUGAUAAACAGAUGGCUUUACAUUUGAUUCCACUAGUAAAUAAAUCUAUGAUUAUUUUGUUGUGCA